UUUAUAAAACAAAAAUAAAAACCCUUUUGUUAGCACAACACAACAGUGUGGUUGCUGGAGAAGAAGAUCGAAUCGAAACGCCAAGUUUCUUUCUUUCGUUCGUUCUCGCUGAACAAAUAAUGGUACUGAGGAGGAAGAAGAUGGAGCAGCGCUUCACCUUCUUCUUCUGCUGUUGAUUUCAUGGCCACCUCCCAGUCCCAGCAUCGCUGCGUUUUCGUUGGGAAUAUACCGUAUGAUGCCACAGAAGAACAGCUUGUCGAAAUCUGCCAGGAGGUUGGUCCUGUAGUCUCAUUCAGAUUAGUUAUUGACAGAGAAACUGGGAAGCCAAAAGGUUAUGGAUUCUGUGAGUAUAAGGAUGAAGAGACAGCUUUAAGUGCUCGGCGAAAUCUUCAGGGUUAUGAAAUUAAUGGGCGGCAAUUACGUGUUGAUUUUGCCGAAAAUGAUAAAGGGACUGAUAGAAAUAGAGAACAGGGUCGUGGUGGGCCUGGAAUGACAACAAAUGUUGACCCUCAGAAACAAGUUGGUGGCCCAGCUGUCCAUGGGGAAGCAGUUCAGCAUCAGCCUAUUGGUCUUCAUAUUGCCAUAACAGCUGCAACUGUCAUGACAGCAGCUCUAGGUGGUGCUCAGUUUGGCAUCCAGUCAAAUCAAAAUAGUUUGCAGAAUCAGUCAGCAUUGGCACAUGAUCCUUUAACUCUGCAUCUGGCCAAAAUGUCCAGGAGUCAGUUGACUGAGAUUAUAUCUGAGCUCAAGGGAAUGGCUACACAAAACAAGGAACUGGCUCGCCAGCUGUUGCUUUCAAGGCCACAGUUGCCCAAGGCUCUUUUUCAGGCUCAGAUAAUGCUAGGAAUGGUGACUUCUCAAGUGUUACAAAUGCCAAACCUUAGGAUGGUUUCAGAUCAAGCCUCACAGUCUUUAAUGAGUGAAGGCCAGCUGGGUCAGCCAUCAUUGAUUCAAACUGUGUCCGGCCUUCCUCCUCAUGGGCAGAACAAGUUGCAGUCUGGUUUGACACCUUAUGCUCAAGAAGGCAAAAUCAGCACAAUACCUCAUAAUCCUUUGGUUCCUAAUCAAUUAACUGGACAUCCAAAGCUUACAGUGCAGCCUCGAAUUCCCCUUCAACAACAUCCAAGCAACCUUGUAAUUCCGGGAACAUUGUCAGGGCAGUCUAGUUUAAUGCUUCCUUCUGUGCGUCCUCCGGGUUUGGGCAGUUUGUCUGUUAGGCCUCCAAUUCAACCAGCAACUUCAACUGCUCUGAACCAGCAAAUGCAUGCCUCUUUGCUACAGCAUUCUGUACAUGUUGGAAACUCAACUGUAGGACAUAAUAUUCAAAUGGUCCGCCCAGAUGCCAGCUUUCAGCCUGGCCCCUCCAGUUCAUCAGCUAAUUCUCAGUUAUUGAGUAAAGGUGAUAAAUCUUCUAAAGUUCUUGACGAUUUAAAUUGGGCUAAGAGAACUAAUACAUAUUCAAACAUGCCGUUGGGAGUAGAGAAAACAAACAUGGUUCGUGAUUCUUCAGAAUCUAUUACUCGCCCGUCGAAGCUCAUGAAAUUGGAUGAGGGAAGGAGCACCUCUCUUUCAGCAGGAAUUUCAGACAUGCCUGUCACUGAUGGAUCAUCUCAUGUCCUUGGAAGAAGCUCAUUGCCUGUACAUGCAGCUCCUAAAGCAGAAGGACAAUAUUCUGAGCAACAAUCUUCUCAGCUCACACCUGAUGUGGAAUCUGUUCUGCUCCAACAAGUAUUGAAUCUGACACCAGAGCAAUUGAGUUCCUUGCCACCAGAGCAGCAACAGCAGGUCAUUCAGCUCCAGCAGGCUCUUCGGCGAGAUCAGAUGCAGCCCUCAUAAACAGGAGUUCAUGAACAGUUCAAAUAGCAUCAACCUAUUGUAUACUAGCAUUUGCUGUAGAUUAGGUUCAGAAUAUCAAAAUUCUUUGGACCACUAUUGUUUUUCUUUGUAAUUUGUUUUCUUAUUCCUUGGCCAAAUAUUUAAUGUAGCAUUGAGGAACUCCGGAUGGGCACGCGUAUAAAUCCUUUAGAAGAGAAAUAUUGUACAAUAAUAAUUUUGGCGAUAAAUUCUUUUGCCGUUGACAUCUUUAGCGUGGACUGAAUAUCUUUGCCUUGUCAUUUGAGCUAUUAUUAUUAAUAGCAUGCAAAUGCUUGAAUAUAUUGCCCUUGUACUUA
Molecule: messenger RNA, 2171 nt
Organism: Cajanus cajan (pigeon pea)
Lineage: Eukaryota; Viridiplantae; Streptophyta; Magnoliopsida; Fabales; Fabaceae
Source: RefSeq, a predicted model, not a curated record